Fusarium musae is the source of this 1257-nucleotide messenger RNA. RefSeq lists its product as uncharacterized. The transcript has a single exon. Bases 1 to 1257 code for a protein of 418 amino acids. Lineage: Eukaryota; Fungi; Ascomycota; Sordariomycetes; Hypocreales; Nectriaceae. The record is from RefSeq and is a predicted model, not a curated record.
AUGUGGCUUCUCAAUACUGACACGCUUGAACUGAAGGAAUUCUUCGAUAACGCCAUUCCUCCAUAUGCUAUCCUAUCGCACAAAUGGAGCGACGAGGAGGUCUCUUGGUAUGAUAUGCGCGGUAACCAUGCUACUAUCGAGACAAAAACGGGAUACAAAAAGAUUAGCGAUUUCUGUGCCAAUGCAAAGAGACUUGGCUAUAGCUAUGCCUGGAUGGAUUCGUGCUGCAUUGACAAGCGCAACAGUGCAGAUCUGUCUGAGGCGAUCAACUCGAUGUAUCGCUACUACCGCGAUUCCGGACAGUGCCUCGUCUAUCUCGCUGAUGUGCCACCCGUUGAUAGCGAUGACAUGAAUUUGACAGGCCAACGCACUUCUAUCUGCAACAGCCUCUGGUUCACUCGUGGCUGGACACUGCAGGAACUUAUUGAGCCAAAGCAACGGAAGUUUUUCGCGAGUGAUUGGACAGUGAUAGAAUUAAGCAUAGAACUGAUUGCCCAAAUCACGGGUAUCGAGGCAAGAGUUCUUCACGACCAAAAUCUCCUAUCACAAUUUUGUAUCGCUCGGCGGAUGUCGUGGGCAUCUAAACGGCAAACGACGCGCGACGAAGACAGGGCAUACAGUUUAAUGGGCAUUUUUAAUGUUCAUAUGCCUGUUAUCUAUGGCGAAGGCCUGAGAAGUGCGUUCAGGCGGCUGCAGACCGAGAUCAUUCAAACCUCAUCUGACCAGACCAUAUUUGUCUGGCGAGGAGCAUAUGAAAGCAGCGGCCUACUUGCCCACUCACCGUCAGACUUUGCAAACACACCUAGGCUGGGACUCUGGAAGCCGAUCAACCUCUCUCCAUUCUCAAUGACUAACGUCGGCCUUAACAUCCGCAUGAACAUUGUGGAAAAAGAACAAGAGCCAACACAAGCCGGAGCCCAGACUAGAAAGACUGUCCUUGGAGCCCUUCAGUGCGAUGCCUUGGACGGAACAGUCCCGAAACUUCUGAUUCUUUAUCUGGAAUCUGUGCCCCAUGCGAGCUUCUUUGUCAAUGGCAAAACUUGCCAAGCGUAUCGCAGGGUCAGAUGUAAUGAAUUCCAGGAAACAAGAACAGGGACUUUCAAGGGGCAAACUGGUCCAUGUCAUCUCAAGGAUGUGCUUAUACUGCAGGACGAACACAUGGAAUUUGUUGUCCGGGCGAUAGACGAGCAUCAAUGCCGAUGGGAGGACUAUUGGAAUGCUAGAAGAAUUACAGCAGUAGACUCUGAUUUACAGUAG